Messenger RNA from Silurus meridionalis, 1908 nucleotides. RefSeq names its product Ras-related associated with diabetes (gene rrad). The coding region runs from base 242 to 1165 and encodes 307 amino acids. Gene Ontology annotation, molecular function: GTPase activity; calcium channel regulator activity; GTP binding. The record is from RefSeq and is a predicted model, not a curated record. The transcript is spliced from 5 exons. Gene Ontology annotation, biological process: negative regulation of high voltage-gated calcium channel activity. NCBI's taxonomy places the organism in Eukaryota, Metazoa, Chordata, Actinopteri, Siluriformes, Siluridae. Gene Ontology annotation, cellular component: plasma membrane.
UACUCUGCCAUAAAUAAAGGGGGACCCGUCUACAUCUCUGAUCAUAGACCCUGGAUCACACUUGGUAAGAUCUACAGAACGAGCUACAAACCAAACCAAGCGAGCAGAAGGUUCAUUUCUUAUAGGAAUUAGUGCAGUUUUAUACUGGAGCAGGACAUUGGAGCCAAAAUCUAAUCCCUUGUGACGGAUUACACCGGGUUUUAAGGAGCUGCUCGAGUUCAAGGCAACCAGUCGUGAAGUCAUGACUUUGAACAAAGGAGACAAGUGUCGGAACAUGGACAGGAGGAGAGGAAGUGCUCCGUUCCCCGUGCACCUCCAGACCCUGCACCGGAGGAGCAUGCCAGUGGAUGACCGCGAACUGCGCUCCUCGAUGCCGCCCGUGUACCCGGGCGAGUUGUCCAACCUGACCCGCUGCACGUCCUACAGUCCCGGCGAGCCGCACCGCGACAGCUGCGUCUCAGACUCCUCCGACUCGGUCAUCUCCUCCGGGAGCGACUCCAACGGCCAGAUCUACAAGGUCGUCAUCCUGGGCGAGCACGGCGUGGGGAAGUCCACGCUCGCGCGGAUAUUCGGCGGCGUGGAGGACACGCACGACUACGAGGACGCAGGAAAUACAUAUGACAGAUCGAUCGUCGUUGACGAAGAGGAAGCAAACAUCUUAUUAUAUGACAUCUGGGAGCAGGACAACAGCCAGUGGCUGAAGGAUCAGUGUAUGCGAAUGGGUGAUGCCUACAUCAUCGUCUACUCUGUGACGGACAAGUCAAGUUUUGAGAAGGCCUCAGAACUCCGUAUACAGCUCCGCCGGGCACGGCAGUCCGAGAACAUCCCUAUCAUCCUGGUGGGAAACAAGACAGACCUCGUACGCUCCAGAGAAGUGUCUGUAGAUGAGGGCAGCGCGUGCGCCGUGGUAUUCGACUGCAAGUUCAUCGAGACCUCGGCAUCUCUCCAUCACAACGUCCGAACCCUGUUCGAGGGAAUCGUGCGGCAAAUCCGCCUUCGGAGAGACAGCAAGGAGGAGAACGCACGGCGCAUGGCGAACUGCAAACGCCGAGAGAGCAUCAGCAAGAAGGCCAAGCGGUUUCUGGGUCGUAUGGUGGCACGCAAAAACAAGAAGAUGGCCUUCAGGCAGAAAUCCAAAUCCUGCCACGACCUUUCGGUGCUCUGAGUGAAAGUGGACUUGUAGAGCCAUGAAGACCAGAAGCUGUGUGUGUUUUUUUUUGGACACUAACUCAAGGACUAGACAACUGUACAAAGAUAUAUUUCCAUAUUUUAUAUUGUACAACAAACAGAACCCUACAAUAGUCAGUGGUGUAGACUUGCAUGAGGCUUUUUAAGUUUAUAUAUUUUUUAUUUUCAUAUUUUAUGUUUGUUUUUUUUGCCUUGAAGUUGUGAAGUGGUCAAAUGUUAGCAGUGCAAUUAGAAGUCAAGGUCUCAAAGCUCUUUCAUGAUGGACUGAGAGCUUCGGGCAUGCCUUCUCGAGAAAAGAAAGUUCUUUGCGAAUGCAGUAGCAAAAGUAUCGGGUCGUGGUGAUGGGAUACACGUUCUCAUGUACAUGUCUAAAUGAUGAGCACAAUUAUUUCUCCUCACUGAGAUGAAAAACAGAAUCGUAUUUACUUGAAUCUGAGUGCGCGGGUACGUACUUCAGCACUUCAGAAACACAGGAUGUUGUUUGGGGGAAAAGGGGAACUCUGGAGUGCGAAUUUCACAUGUUAUCCUCAACCUUUUAUUUAAGUUCAAGGUGUAACUGAAUAACGUAGAGGCAAUAAAUUGACCUUUUUUUUUUGUUUUUUGUUUUUGUUUUUUUCCGAAAUGUUUGAUUUGCACUUCCAUCGAACGUUAUUCUAUUGUUAAUUUUAUUACAUGUUUACACUGAUUUUUAUAAUAAAAAGAACUAAUUUAAGGAGCAAA